This is a messenger RNA of Hypoxylon trugodes, 847 nucleotides long. RefSeq lists its product as uncharacterized. The coding region runs from base 98 to 577 and encodes 159 amino acids. The transcript has a single exon. NCBI's taxonomy places the organism in Eukaryota, Fungi, Ascomycota, Sordariomycetes, Xylariales, Hypoxylaceae. The record is from RefSeq and is a predicted model, not a curated record.
GUUGUGUUUUACGAAGGAUUUCAAUUGAGAACAACUCAUCUGAAUUAGCUAUAUAACGGUUCACCCUUCUUUUCUGCAAUAGACGACUAGACGACAGAUGAUAAGGCAUAUCAUCAGAAACGCGCAAAUCAUACGACAAAACCACAUUCCCACCGCAUCAUCGUUAGACGAAGAAAUAUUAAGGGAAAUCUAUAUUUCAGAGAUAGGAGCUAUGGUCAUGGCGAAUAACGACGGAUUCGAGUUUACCAAACUCGCGCGCGCGGAUACCGACGCCGACGAUGAGGCACAUGCAUCCGAACAGGCUCCUUUCAUUCGCGCAGAGGACCGUGAGAAUGAGGAUUUAGAGGCGCAGGCAUCAUCAGCGCCGCCGGCAUACGAAUCGCAAGCACCUGGGACGACUGAGACUACAGCGGCAGCGGCAGCAAAGGAAGAUCCGCCUACGAUCUAUAAGUUUCUUGGGAGCAUUAUGUUCUUGGUAGGAGUCUUCAUGACCCUUGGGGUUGCUGCGACUAUCGGCAUGCUCUUGUUCAAGUUCUUCCACUUCUUAUGGGUUAAAAUGGGCUUGAUUAGUGGUUAAACUGCUGGACCAGCUUGGGAUGGGUCGGUUGAUAGGAAGAUCUAGAGGGGGGUUGGAUUUGGCGCUGUUAGAUGUAUGAUAGUGGAUGGGAUGGUGCGCCAUAUUAAAUCCAUCGGAGCAUGUUCACGGGGUGGGUAUCUGGGCAUAUGGGCAUGGCGUUUUUGAAGUUAUGAAUACUUACGCGUGGUUGAAAAUAGUUGUAAAAUACUAAAACUACAUGCGUAAAUAGAAUUUGGUAUCUAGUGUACCCCAGAUGUGCUUGAACUGUCU